Molecule: messenger RNA, 3667 nt
Organism: Pistacia vera
Lineage: Eukaryota; Viridiplantae; Streptophyta; Magnoliopsida; Sapindales; Anacardiaceae
Product: probable RNA-dependent RNA polymerase 1
Biological process (GO): siRNA processing
Cellular component (GO): nuclear RNA-directed RNA polymerase complex
Molecular function (GO): RNA-directed RNA polymerase activity
Source: RefSeq, a predicted model, not a curated record
AUAUGCCUUUAGUUAGUAAUAGUGUUACUCUUUUGUUCUAUAUAUAUAACUUACUUGAUCACUAUUUGAUUCUCACAGAGCAAGAGCGUGUUCAUUGAUUAUUGAUAUUUCUGCAAGCACUUUUGAAAUUGUUUCGACGAAAUGGCUAAGACAAUCAAGUUGUUUGGGUUUGAUUCAAUUAAGCCUACAAACGCAGUGAAGGAAUUUGUGGAGGGAUAUACGGGUGAAGGAACAGUCUGUGACGUAGUAGAAGUUGGGCAAAAAGAAGGUUCAAGGGCAUAUGCCAUAGUUGAAUUCACAACCGUGGAAGCCGCAGAGUUGAUCGUGCGCGGGGCUACUGAAAAACUUAUAUGGGAUGGGGAUUCAUAUCUGAAAGCUUGUUAUUUGGACGGUGAUAGCAUAUCACCAAAGGCGAGAACUCCUCAGCACAGGAUUGACAAUGCAAGGUUGAACUUUGGCUGCCAGAUUUCAAAGGAGACGUUUUCUGUGCUCUGGUCACAGGAAAAUGUUUCUGUGAAAUUUGACUCCGAUAGCAGAAAUUUUACCUUCUUUCUAUCAUACGAUUCUGAGGAGUAUAAGCUCGAGGUUUCUUACGAGACAAUUUGGCAGAUUGAGCUAAAACGCCCACUCGAUCAAUCUGUGAAGUUUCUUGUCAUCCAGCUAUAUGGAGCUCCUCUUAUUUAUAAGAGAGAUAUCCACUGGGAACGGACAAUUGAUUUUACUCCAUCCUUCAGCAUUGGAAAAUCAUCUGGUAUGUGUUUGAAGCUUCCAGGCAGGGGCCAUGUUCCAAAAGUUCUGAAAGAUUUCUUUUUCUACAAGGAAAGUCCAGGGAACUUGAGUCUAGAGAAAGAUUCUACUUUCUCCUGCAAUUCUGAUCUUGUCCCAAUUGUAAGUCCACCUCAAGGUAUUGACUUGCCAUUUAGGAUCUUGUUCAAAAUUAAUUCCUUGAUUCAGCACGGUUGUAUUCCGGGGCCAGCACUUGACGUCAAGUUCUUUCGCUUCGUUGAUCCAAGCAGAAUAGAUAUAGCACUCAUAGAGCAUGCUUUGGAGAAGCUGUUUUAUCUAAGAGAAUGCUGCUAUGACCCUGUAAGUUGGCUCAAAGUUCAAUACAGAAACUACUUAAAGUCUAAGCCAGUUCUUGGAUCGCCUACCAUUGCCUUGGAUGAUGGGUUAGUAUAUGUGCACAAGGUUUUGGUAACCCCCACCAAAAUAUACUUUUGUGGUCCAGAAGUCAGUCUCUCCAAUCGUGUCUUACGCAGUUAUCCUGAUGACAUUGAUAAUUUUCUUCGAGUUUCUUUCGUUGAUGAGGAUAUGGGUAAAUUGUUUUCAACAGUUUUAUCUCCUAGGACAUCAGAAGAAAGGCGUACAGGAAUAUAUCAAAGGAUAAUGUCAAUUCUCCGAAAUGGCAUAGUCAUAGGAGACAAGAAGUUUGAAACCCUUGCUUUCUCAAAUAGUCAAGUAAGAGAGAAUACUUUAUGGAUGUUUGCAUCUAGACCUGGGCUUACUGCAGCAGAUAUUAGAGAGAGCUUGGGUGAUUUUCAUGAGAUAAAAAAUGUGGCAAAAUAUGCAGCCAGACUUGGUCAGUCUUUGAGUGCAUCCAGGGUAGCUGUGCAUGUUGAUAGGAAGGACAUCGAAAUAAUUCCUGAUGUGGAAGUCGAAAGAAAUGGAAUUAAAUAUGUUUUCUCUGAUGGGAUCGGGAAAAUAUCUUCCGAACUAGCACAAGAAGUGGCAAAAAAAUGUGGUUUCACAAGCCAUACUCCAUCUGCCUUCCAAAUUCGAUAUGGUGGGUUCAAAGGUGUUGUAGCUAUUGAUCCAAAUUCUUCAAUGAAGUUAUCAUUAAGACCCAGUAUGUUAAAAUUCGAAUCAGACAGCACUAGUCUGGAUAUUUUGGAAAAUAGCAAAUAUCAGCCUUAUUUUCUAAAUCGCCAGUUAAUCACCCUCUUGUCGACCCUUGGUAUUAAAGAUGAUGUUUUUGAAAGGAAGCAGAGAGAGGCGAUAGCUCAAUUAGAUGCAAUUUUGACAGACCCUUCAAGGGCACUUGAGGCACUCGGAUUGAUGUCUUCAGGGGAGAGUACAAAUGUUCUCAAGGAAAUGCUUAAGUGUGAUUACAGGCCAGAUGCAGAACCGUUUCUCUCACUGAUGCUACAGACAUUCCGCGCAUCAAAUCUGCAGGACUUGCGAACUAAAGCAAGGAUAUUUCUUCCCAAAGGACGAAAUAUGAUGGGAACUCUGGAUGAGACAGGGACGUUAGAAUAUGGACAGGUCUUUGUGCAAUAUUCUCACUCAAGAUGUAGUCAAUUUUCUGAUAGUCUCUCCCCCCAAUCUCGUGGAAAUGAAUCAGGUCAACGCAGUGUUUGUAAGGGAAAGGUGGUGGUUGCUAAAAAUCCAUGUCUUCAUCCGGGAGAUAUGCGUGUUUUAAAAGCUGUGGACGUGCCAGCUUUGCACCAUAUGGUGGAUUGUGUGGUUUUCCCAGCAAAAGGAAAAAGGCCCCAUCCAGAUGAAUGUUCAGGGAGUGAUCUCGAUGGAGACAAUUAUUUUGUAUGUUGGGAUAAUGAUCUCAUUCCUCCUCGUCAGUUUCCUCCCAUGGAUUAUAACCCAGACCACCUAAGCACUAUUGAUGAUGUUGAGGAGUACUUCGUGACUUUAUUUCAAGACACGUUGGGCAUAAUCAGUAUGCCCAGUGUCUUUGCAGAUAAAGAACCAAGAAGGCAGGAGUAAGCAAUGUUCAGCUCGCCCCCACUAUCCUCCAUUGCCGUGGAUUUUCAGAAAUGGUGUGGCAGCGAAAUACCAGGUGAACUACGUGUCAAGAAAUAUCCAGACUUCAUGGAUAAGCCUGACCAUAUGACCUAUCAUCAGAGCGUGUAUGGGAAGGCUGUAUCGAGAGUUAAAAGGCAUUGCACCACUACAGCAACUAUCAAGCCUUCACUAAGGAAGUAGAAUGAGGUCUUUUGAUUCGAUAUGUUAGUAGGUGGUUUCAAGAAAUAUGUCAAAGAAGCUCUCUAUUACAAAUGCGAGUAUGAUAGUAGGUUGAGUAACCUGAUGAAGCAUUAUGGAAUCGAAACUGAGGCUGAAAUAGUCAGUGGAUACAUCAUUAAAAUGGCAAAAUGUUUUCAUAAGAGAAGGGAUCUGGAUGCAAUUACUUCUGCCACAAGGUCAAUAAGAAAGGAAGCCAGGGCCUGGUUCAACAAGGCAAGUGAGUCAGGUUCUAGUAAUUCUGAUGUUAAUGAUGUAGAUGCAAAGGCUUCAGCAUGGUAUUAUGUCACAUACCAUCACAGUUGUUGGGGUCAUUGCAUCAAAGAAGGAAUUACGCGUGUACAUUUCCUCAGCUUUCCAUGGUGUCUUCAUGACACACUCAUUGAAAUCAAGAAGAAAAAGAAAAAUGAGCGACUAAGAGCAAGUGAUGGACAUUAUUUUUCAUCGCUAGUGCGCCAUUUCAGUAAUGGCUUGAGCUUUUAGUUGGUGGAGCGAUUUGAAUGGUGUUCAGUACCUAAGUAUCUGCAUAUGCUUGUUCCUAUACAAUUAAGCUGCUUGUGUAAUAGCGACUUUAAUUCCUUUACUCUAUGGUGGAAGUGUGUUGUUGUAAUAUAGGUAUAUUUUCAAAGUGUAUUUUGAUCAGUACUGGAAACCUGUAUUCAGUUCCUGUAAUAAAAUAAACGACCGAUUUGUU